Cercospora beticola is the source of this 1984-nucleotide messenger RNA. RefSeq names its product ubiquitin-specific protease UBP6 (gene UBP6). Gene Ontology annotation, biological process: regulation of proteasomal protein catabolic process; proteasome-mediated ubiquitin-dependent protein catabolic process; protein deubiquitination. The record is from RefSeq and is a predicted model, not a curated record. Gene Ontology annotation, molecular function: proteasome binding; protein binding; cysteine-type deubiquitinase activity. NCBI's taxonomy places the organism in Eukaryota, Fungi, Ascomycota, Dothideomycetes, Mycosphaerellales, Mycosphaerellaceae.
GCCGCUCGCCACCACCACCCCGUCACAAUCUCCAAUCUCAUACGUCGCGACUCGAAUCAGCCUACAGUCCUGCAGCUCAAACCCAGGCUAGAACGACAUACGACGACAAGAUGGCGGAAAUACCUAUAAAGGUCAAGCAUCAAGGCAAGACCCACGAUCUGGAGGUCGACGUCGAGAAUGGCACAGGCGAGGACCUGAAGCUGCAGCUUUAUUCGCUCACUGGCGUGGAGCCCGACUACCAAAAGAUCAUCGCGAAGAAAAUGGUCAAAGACGAUACUCCGCUCAAGUCGCUAGGUCUGAAGCCAGGACAAACAAUCACACUCAUCGGCAAUCCAUCCGACAAGAUUGUGACAGACGCGCCAACAGAAAAGAUCAAAUUCGCAGAAGACAUGACGGAGGCGGAGCUGGCACAACAGGAGGGCGCGAUACCAGCUGGGCUUCAGAAUAUGGGCAAUACUUGCUACGCCAACGCCACGCUGCAAACACUCCGUGCCAUGCCAGAGCUUGUUGAGGAAUUGCGAGGAUAUAAACCAGCUGCGCCUACUGCCGGUCCAUCAUCAUCGCUCUUCUCUGCCGAGCAGCUUGCGCAGCACGGGUUAGGUGGCUUGAGCGGCGGCUCAGACUUGACUUCUGCACUGGGUGAUCUCUUCCAGCAGAUGAACGAGACACAGCAAGGCUUUCCGCCCUUGAUGUUCCUGACAGCACUGCGUCAGAAGCAUCCUCAGUUCGCAGAGAGAGCCAAAAAUGGGCAUGGCUACGCCCAGCAAGAUGCGGAAGAAGUCUGGUCGCAGUUGGUGCAGAACUUGAGAGAUACUCUCAAGCUCAAGGAUGACCCGAACGGUUUCAAGACUUGGGUGGACAAGUAUAUGGGAGGCAAAUUUGAGGUCACGACAACUUGUAAAGAGGCACCAGAGGAGGAAGCAGUCACUAACACUGAAGACUUCAACGACUUGAAGUGCAACAUCAACGUCGAAGUCAACCACAUGCGGGAAGGUAUCAGCAUCGCUCUUAACGAAGAGCUCGAGAAGAACUCGGAGAGCCUUGGACGCACUGCAAUCUACGCACGCCAGUCCAAGAUCGCACGACUGCCCAAGUACCUGCCCAUUCACUUUGUACGAUUCUUCUGGCGGAAGGAUACCGGCAAGAAGGCCAAGAUCCUACGAAAAGUCACCUUCCAGCAUGAGAUCGACGUCACUGAGUUCUGCACAGAUGAGCUUCGCAAGAAGCUCAUUCCUGUCCGCGAUCGCAUUCGGGAGGUACGCAAGGAGGAAGAGGAUGUCGAGCGAGCCAAGAAGCGUCAAAAGCGAAUCAAUCAGCAAAUCGAAGAUGCCUCCAAGGACGCGAAGGUGCGUGGCGACGAGCCACUGCAGAAGAAGCUUCAGAAGGAAAAGGAGCGCGAGACGAAGGCAACAGGCCCUGACACAGAAAGCGACUUGGCCAAGCAGAAGGCCGCCAACGGCUCGCAGGAUACCGCUAUGGGUGGCACAGAAGAGGGUGUCUACAAGACCGAUGAUCAGAUCGAGCAGGAACGCGCAGCGUCUAUCCUCGCGUCAAAGAAGGAACUUCUCUCGCUCGUGCACCCGGAUAUGGCGCAAGACCCAGCAGCAAAUCAAACUGGGCUCUACGAGCUGCGAGGCGUAGUCACGCACCAAGGCUCUUCUGCAGAUUCCGGACACUACACUGCCUACGUGAAGAAAUCUGCUGCCCCUGGCAAAGCCGAAGACGGGAAGUGGUGGUGGUUCAACGAUGACAAGGUGCAGGAAGUGGACAGUGAGAAGAUCGAAACACUCUCCGGUGGUGGUGAGACGCACAGUGCGUUGAUUCUGCUGUACCGAGCUGUACCGCUGCCAGAAGUUUGAAGAGGACGGGUCGCUGUUCUUGCUACGUUUGAUCAUGACGGGGAGCAUAAUGCAUCGAUGAACUUGAGACGAUAGAAUUAUGUUGAACGAGGAAAUGCUGCGCAAGCGCAAUGCAAACGAUAGCU